AUGCCAAAGUGGUCGCCCUCGAGGUUCCACCGCUACCGGGCACGUCUGUUUUCUCUACUAUUCGCUUACACACUAGCACUUGUUGCGUUCGCUGCAGCCCUGCGCGCACUUUCCCUUAGGGGCUUCUCUAAGACCCCAUUUCCCGCCCAAAAGGCACCAGUCUCGUUGCUCAUUAUAGUUUUAGGUUAUAAUCGACCGUUGGCGCUUCGGAGGCUCUUAGAGUCGCUAGCCAAAGUCAACUGGCUGCAAACUCGUAUAGACUUGAGAGUUUGGAUCGAUGCUGGGGAUAUUGCGGCUUCCUACGACGUAGCUAAGGGCUUCCAUUGGGACCACGGCCAGAAAAUUGUUCGCCAACGUCUGAGGCACCACGGCCUGUGCGGGUCCUGGCUGAACGCCUGGCCAGCCUGGGACACGCACGAGUAUGCCCUGAUACUGGAGGAUGAUCUAGAGGUCCACCCACAAAUUUUCGAAGUUUUCCAAUACCUGAUUGCAAAGGGCGUUCGGGCGAACGCUUCUGGCUUUAUACUGGAAAAGCUUGCCGAGGUUCCCUGUGGGUCUCUUGUUCAUUACGCUUCCAGCUGGGCCCCCGUUUUCUCGCGCCGCCUUUUCCAGGACUUCGCGCGCUGGUACGAUUCACGUCGAAAAUGCGCCCCAGACUUUAGACCUUUCAUUCGCGGCCAUGAUGAAACGUACAACCUUUGGAUUCGGGAGCAUCGCGACGUAUGGUCACCAUGGCUCCGGAGAUUUCUCUUCGAACGCGGCAUCGCUCUUACGUAUCUGGGUUCUCUCGAUCUGGUGCAUAAUCAUCAGGAGCGAGGUUCCAGUCGAAAGGGUGCUUCUCCUUUCUUCAUUCGCACAGUUGAUUGGAGGCAUAUCGAAUUGGAUCUAAUUGACACCUGCGUCGUGAGAGAGCCGCCUGUGUACGAGUGCUUCCUGAAAGCGAGCAAACAUUUUUGCACGCGUUUAGACGGCAAUCGAAGCUCUCUUGUAGACCGAGGCUGGAUCGAGUUUUUGACGGACAAACUCUGGAUCUGCUCACCAUCGGCCCCGUCUGUAAAGGCGAAAUGA
Cyanidioschyzon merolae strain 10D is the source of this 1068-nucleotide messenger RNA. RefSeq lists its product as hypothetical. The transcript has a single exon. The record is from RefSeq and is a predicted model, not a curated record. The coding region runs from base 1 to 1068 and encodes 355 amino acids. Lineage: Eukaryota; Rhodophyta; Bangiophyceae; Cyanidiales; Cyanidiaceae.